UGCUCACAGCGAUAGCCGUGUUUGUUCUAUAGGAUUGAAAACUGGGAAAAAAACACGUUAUGAGAUCCGCGAAUGAAUUGCACAAAGUUGAUAAGUCCGUAUCUCUGACCGUCCACAAGUGUCAGUAGGCCGCGCGAAUUGGUGUGGAUACCUACUGUGAUUUUAAUUUCUUGUGAUACUUGUUUGGGAAUAAUGCAGACCAACGGGAACGGGUGUUCUAAGGGUACCAAUGGGCAUUCCCAUCUCAAUGGGUAUUCGAAGGAUGAUUAUUUUGACGUGGUGUACGAUUUGAGCGAUUUUGAAGAAUCCGAAGAGGAGUUUGCGAAGAAAUACCAAUGCAGGAAGGAACACGGACUUGUGGUGAAGACUAGAUACCCAGAUGGAACCGUACGGUUGAGGAACCCACACAUCGAACUCAUGGACCAAGAUAUCUUGUACCAUUUAGCUCUUGGCAGCGAAUCACAUGAUCUAGUAGAAAUGUUUGGUGAUGUGAAGUUCGUCUGCAUGGGCGGGACCCCAAAGCGAAUGGAACACUUCGCUUAUUACAUUAUGAAAGAAAUUGGUCAUAGGUUGCCCACCGGGACACAACUUAUGGACAUUAGUCAGUAUUCCUACCGAUACAGUAUGUACAAAGUUGGACCUGUACUAUCAAUUAGUCAUGGUAUGGGUGUGCCUUCCAUCGGCAUUCUGUUACACGAAAUAAUCAAAUUGAUGUACCACGCGAAAUGCAGGGACCCAGUUUUCUUCCGGAUUGGAACUUGUGGUGGGAUAGGACUAGAAGGGGGCACGGUUGUAAUUUCCGACGACGCCGUAGAUGGCAUGCUGAACCGGUUCUAUGCAGUGCCAAUGUUAGGAAAAAUAGUGAAAAGACCUGCCAAAUUCGACAGGAGACUCGUGAGAGAAUUAAAGGCCCUUGCAGACAAAGACGAUCCCUAUGAAACCGUAACAGGGACCACUAUGUGUGCCGAUGAUUUCUAUGAAGGUCAAGGUAGAACCGACGGUGCUUUUUGCGACUACACCGAGGCGGACAAGCUGGAGUACCUACAACAUCUGAAGAACAACGGAGUUAAAAAUAUCGAAAUGGAAGCUCUAGCGUUUGCCGCUCUAACGCACCACGCAGGGAUCAGGGCUGCUGAUGUCUGCGUCACGCUUCUGGACAGAUUGAAGGGCGAUCAGGUGUGCACGCCAAAGGAGGUGAUGAACGAGUGGCAAAUCAGACCUCAAGCGUUGGUGUCGCGAUACAUCAAGAAAUAUCUCCAAACCAAAGGCCGAAUUUCUUUCGAUGGACAUGGUUCCGUGGCUGUCAAAAGCCCCAGGCGGUUCAAACUGGUUCAGCAGGAAUCCCAGACGUUCGAGUAAAGAGGAACAUCAUUUUUUACAUACCCACACCACGUACUUAACUAUAACUAUAUUUAGCUUUAAAUUGGUAUGAAUAGGAGAUAUCUGCGACAAAAUUCUGUACAAUUUUGAAACUGAAACACUGGACAUGACAUCCCGUCCUUCAGUACAAGACACUUUGUCGUAGAUAUCGUUGAUUCCAGUGGCUUGUAUUUAUUUUUGACAAGCUUAGGCUUGUCCAUAGUGUCUAAGAGGAUUCCACAACCACCUGGAGCACAGGGACGUAAAACAAUUGAAAAACCUAAAUAAUCGGAAUUAUGACGUCACCUGGAGAUCGUGUGAAAAAUGUCUUUAGAGUCAUUAAUACUGUUAGCCUAAAAUUUUUGUUACAUGGUUAGUUUUUAGAAUCUGAUACAAUUGGUUGUUUACAUGUUUAUUAUGUAUUUUUAUACUUCAUCUUAUACAUUUACUUGAAGUUGCUUUAAAUGCCAAACUGGGCAGCAUGGAGUAAUCAUUGAUAGAAUAAAAUUUAAACAAUC
Messenger RNA from Anoplophora glabripennis (Asian longhorned beetle), 1877 nucleotides. RefSeq names its product uridine phosphorylase 1. The record is from RefSeq and is a predicted model, not a curated record. Gene Ontology annotation, molecular function: uridine phosphorylase activity. NCBI's taxonomy places the organism in Eukaryota, Metazoa, Arthropoda, Insecta, Coleoptera, Cerambycidae. Bases 193 to 1359 code for a protein of 388 amino acids. Gene Ontology annotation, cellular component: cytoplasm; cytosol. Gene Ontology annotation, biological process: uridine catabolic process; nucleotide catabolic process. The transcript has 7 exons.